CGAUACGAAUCGCACGGUGGCUAGCGACGGUCACGGCGAGCCGGCCGUCGACUGUCGACAGUUGAAAUGAUGAUGGCCGCCGAGGUGAGGUGGCUCCUGGGUUUUCUCAUCUCGUGCGUGGUGGUCUCGUGCCGCGGCGAGAUUCACAGAAAAUUCGAGUACAAAUACUCGUUCAAGCCGCCGUACCUCGCGCAAAAGGAUGGCAGCGUACCGUUCUGGGAAUACGGUGGAAAUACUAUUGCUAGUACAGAAAAUGUUAGAAUAGCUCCUUCACUUAGAAGUCAAAAAGGUGCAAUAUGGGUAAGACAGCCAACAACUUUUGACUGGUGGGAAGUGGAAUUAGCAUUUCGUAUUAGCGGACGAGGAAGGAUAGGAGCGGAUGGUUUGGCAUUUUGGUACACGACCGCCAAAGGCGAGUACAAUGGCACUGUUUUUGGCAGUUCAGACCUAUGGACAGGCCUGGGAGUUUUCUUCGAUUCGUUCGAUAAUGACAAUAAACACAACAAUCCAUAUAUUAUGGCAGUUGUCAAUGACGGCACAAAGAUUUUUGAUCACGCAAAUGAUGGCUCUACACAACAAUUGGCGGGAGGAGGAUGUUUGCGAGAUUUCCGCAACAAACCUUUUGCAACGCGAGCGAGAAUAGAGUAUUAUAAGAAUACAUUAACAUUGUUGUUCCACAAUGGCAUGACAAACAACGAGCAAGAUUACGAUAUCUGUUUUCGAGUUGAUAAUGUUAUAUUACCGAAAAAUGGAUAUUUUGGAGUUUCCGCUGCUACUGGUGGCUUGGCUGACGAUCAUGACGUAUUACAUUUCCUCACUACUUCUCUGCAUCCCCCUGGUCAGCUAUCGACGGAUGCGCACAAAGUUUCUCAGGAAGAACAAGCGAAACUCCAACAGGAAUACUUAGACUACCAAAAGAAAUUGGACGAACAGAAAGAGGAAUACCGCAAAGAACAUCCAGAUCAGUAUCGUAAAAAUGAAUUCGAGAAUUUCGAUUAUUUCGAAACCGAAAAUCAGAGAGAAUUACGACAAAUAUUUAACGGACAGAGUCAGAUGUUCGAUGCUUUGCGUGAAAUUCUCAGAAAGUUGGACGAAAUGAUUGGAAAACAAGAGAGAACGUUGAGUUUGGUAGCUCAAGUGGGUCAAGGUGGGCACGUUACGGGUGGCCAUCCGGGUCAGCAACCUGCGUUAACUGAUACCAUACGUCGGCAGGAAGUCGACGCUGUGCUGAAUAAUCAAAAUCUUAUCUUAAAUCUAGCCAGGGAAAUUCGCACUUUUAUGGGAGAGGUUAACACCAAAACGGAUUCUGUUCUCAAUAAUCAAGCGCGCGCCCCAACUGCACAGGUGCAGCCAAUGGGAUACGAUUUUCAAUCGUUUGCAGCAGAAGUGCGAGACGGAUUGAAUACGUUGAAGAAAGAUGCCAAGAUCACUAGCAGCUCAGAUACUCAGUGCUCUAGUUGUUUAACAACACCAAUAUUCUUGAUGUUCAUUGCUAUACAGAUGAUCAUAUUAUUUGUGUACAGCAUUUACAGAGACAAUAAGGAAGCACAGAUGAAGAAAUUGUAUUGAUGUUAUACAUUGCAUGUUUUCGCGCAAUGAACAUAAGAUUCUCUCUUUUGUGACUCGAUUUUUUAUUACUCGUUAAUCAUAUCCGUGAGGUACAUAUAUGUGUUUCUCACAAGAAAAUUUGCAUAAUAAAUGCAUCCUCCAUCCAUCUGUCAGAUUCAUCUGAGAGACUAUGUACCAUUAUUCAUCGAAUAAUACGUCAACAUCGCGCGAUCCAAAGCCAUCAGAAAAAAAAAACUCGCUAUUUUUAUCUCCACUUUACUCAGAUAAUAAUUUGCCUUCCGGCAAUAUAAGCACUCAUAUGAUUUAGACUCGUAAGACGGAUAAUCGCAGUGCCGAAGGAUACUUAUAAUAGGUGAUAAUUCGGGGAAUUAAUUUAAAUAUAAGUUUUUCUCUUGUUAUGUUAUUAUACAGGAUCCAGUUUGAAUAAAUAUGCACAAGCAGACACGACGUGGUUUCUCGUGAAAAAAUUAAAAGAAAACCAAAUGUAAGAUCUUUUCACUUCCGGCUUUUGAGAAAAUCGAGUUUGAAAAUAUAUCCGCUGCGUACGUACGUUGUUACGACUGAGAUACGGUUAGUCGAGCAACGUAUCGUGUUUGCAAACAAACUCGAUUUUUUCGAAAACUAAUCUAAAAAUGAAAAGACUUUAUUCUAUAGUUUUUCUUACUUUUUCAUCAGAAAUCACAUCCUGCUUGUGUGUAUUAUUCGGCCGAAUCCUGUAUAAUUUUUAUAAGUUUUUUUUACUGUCGCGAUUGACGCGGGCGUUGUGUUUGUUGUUACGCACAUAUCGUUUUCGCAAAUUUCAUUAAUGGCUCUACUGCUGAUAUCUCGAUGUCAUAUCUUGUUUUUGUGUAAAUCUUUGUAUAUUGUGUAAUUUAUAUCGCGCUCACACAUUUAGUGCUGGAAUAUAUCGAUGAGAAUAAUGAUUAAU
Messenger RNA from Pseudomyrmex gracilis, 2497 nucleotides. RefSeq names its product protein ERGIC-53 (gene ergic53). The record is from RefSeq and is a predicted model, not a curated record. Gene Ontology annotation, cellular component: Golgi membrane; endoplasmic reticulum membrane; COPII-coated ER to Golgi transport vesicle. Gene Ontology annotation, molecular function: D-mannose binding. NCBI's taxonomy places the organism in Eukaryota, Metazoa, Arthropoda, Insecta, Hymenoptera, Formicidae. The coding region runs from base 67 to 1569 and encodes 500 amino acids. Gene Ontology annotation, biological process: endoplasmic reticulum to Golgi vesicle-mediated transport; endoplasmic reticulum organization; Golgi organization. The transcript has 10 exons.